This is a messenger RNA of Hevea brasiliensis (rubber tree), 3497 nucleotides long. RefSeq names its product senescence-associated protein AAF, chlorolplastic. Gene Ontology annotation, biological process: leaf senescence; cellular response to oxidative stress. The record is from RefSeq and is a predicted model, not a curated record. NCBI's taxonomy places the organism in Eukaryota, Viridiplantae, Streptophyta, Magnoliopsida, Malpighiales, Euphorbiaceae. Bases 1794 to 3167 code for a protein of 457 amino acids. Gene Ontology annotation, cellular component: chloroplast. The transcript has 12 exons.
CCAUACCCCAAAUAUUUUCACCGGUGGUUGUUUGUUGGUGUUGGCCUUCACUAGGCCACAGCCUUUGCUUGUGGCUGCAAUUUUUUAUUCCAGUUUUCGUGGGGCCUAAAAGGCAACCCCACCAAACUUCCAUAAAUCGUACGACCAAUCUCCACUUCCAACUUCUACCUCUCUUCAGGUUAGUUUGCUCUUCCUUUGCAUUUCUUGAUUUGAAGACUGGCUUUAAGUUGCUUCAUUUUUAUAUUACUCCCAGUAAUCUUCUGUUUGGGUUUUCUGCGCUUUUCCCUUGGUGGGUUCCUUUUGUUUCUGUUUCUAGUUGCUAUUUUUGUUUUGAAGUUUGAAUUUUGAAUUUUGUGGGGAUCAUCUUGCUGUAUCUUAAUUCUUACAUGAUCAAUUUGCAAUGAUGUUCUUAGCACAGAGGUAAUGGAUGCUUAAGGAUUUUACUGUCUGUCUAAUGAAAAAAAGAAAAAGAUAGAAGUAGAUUGAAUUGGUGUGAAAUCAGUGUAAUCGUAAAGGGAUUCGUAAUAUUCUUUUUAUUGCUUAUGAUGAUGGAACUUCUCAUAAGCAUUUAUCAUUAACAGAUUCUGGGAAAUCAGGAAAUUGUAUAUUCCCUAAGUCAUAAUUGUGUCUCAAAACUCAAUUGCCUGUGGGAAGGAGACGAGGACUUGACACGAAGACAGUAGCCACUUCUAGCUUGAAUUUUGUAAUGAACUGUAGGAUUAGCCUUUCACAAGCCAAGGAAGAAAAAAGAAUCAGCUGUCAGAGAAGUGAACCUUAUUGUUUGCUUUCCAGUGUCAGCUUGGUAUGUCUUGUUUUCCCUUUAGGCCAUUAGUUGAUUAAAUUGGACCUUAUUAAUUUGGACCAGAGAUCACGCCUAAAGGAUUUGCCCAAGGUCCGAUUCAGAUUUAUCAAAUGACAAAUGAUCACUGGCUGAAAUGUGAAAGGGAUGGAAGGUGCUGUUGGAGCUAGCUGGUACAUGUUUAUAGGCCAUAGGCUUGUGAUUGAAUUUGAAUCUACCCAUUACUUGGAAGUUGGAUGGUCAUUGGAUGUGAGAUGGCUUUUACCUGGUUCUAUGCCCUGCCACUGGACUGAAGAAUUGUAAAAGAUCAAGCAUAUUGCACUAGAAAAACUGAGAAUUAAUAAAUAGCUCAUUAAACUUGGUUAUAGCGCAAAAACUUUAAUAGGUUAAUUCCUUCAGGUUUUUCAGACCUUUGGUUCUUGAACACAUUUAAAAUUUAAAGAAUGGUGACUUCUUGAAAAUUUAAAGACUAUGAUAUGGGCUUGAGGGAAGGUGAAAUAUACUUGAAAUUAUCAUUUGACAUCUAUAAUGUCUUUAAACUAGUGCUUGUGAUUCCAAUAUCAGGUGCAUGUUUUAAGGAAGAUAUUAUCUAUGAUCACUCCUGUAAAGUGACCUCAGUACUGGAAACUGCUAUUAUAUGUUGUUAAUGCAUAAUGUCCUGAAUCUAUCAUCUUCCCAACACAGUAUCUUUCUGCCAAUAAUUAUCUAUGUUAAAAAAAAACUGGACAUUUGGUAUUAAUUGUUAUUAUUUUGAUUUUCAUGUUUGUAAGCAUGGAAGUAUAUUAGAUAAUUUGCAACAGUGGGGCUAAUGGUGCUUUGUUAUCAUAUCAUCGUACUAUGAUCUUUGGGAAUGAUUUUAGAAUUCCUUUCUCUUAUGAUGUUUUUUCUUAUAAUACUGGCAGUAUUUGACCCCCUAAAUAAUGUGCUUGUUCUUACUUAAGCUUUGAGCUGUUAUAAGGGCAAUGCUGGCUGGUAUCAUUUUAUUCUUGUAUUGAUGUUUGCCAUGGCACUUAAAGCAAGCAAGGUUUCAAGCAGUGCUUUUGUGACUCAGAGGACCAGUACCUCCAGAAUAAAUGGAGUUAUAUUUUCUUUUGUCAAGUCGCAACCACAAAGUAAGCUACAUCCUAUAAAUCAAGGAAUUCAGUUGCGGCAACUAAGCAAUGCCCAUCCCCUGGCAUCGAAAUUGGGUUCUGGUGAGAAUUUAUGGGGAAUACAUGGACAGCCAGUUAGUUUCCUCGUCUCUCGGAGAUCUACCAGCAUAUGCCUGUCAACACCAACUCCUAGAACUGAAGAAAAGGAAUGCAUUAGACCUUAUAGUGAUUGUUCCGAUGUGUCCAGCAUGCAAAUUGGAGAAGAGGAAGAUGAGUGCUCAGUCAUGCCCGCACGAGUUUUUCACUCAAAUCAGGGCUUAGCUCAAGCUUGCAAAUUUGUACAUAAUGAUGCAAAAUUUGUAAAUGAAAGAGCACGUAAUGACAUUAUCUUACUUUCACGUGGAAUUAUGAGCUUGAAUGCCCGUGCACGCAAAGAUGUUGCUAUUCUUGGGUCAAAGUUUCUUAAACUUGAUGAGAAAAUCGACCGCAACAUGAAGAAGAAAGCUGAACGUCUUCAUCACAUUGCUACUGUUUUAAAGGACAGAGCUCAGUCUAGAUUGAAAAGUGCUGCUGAUAAGCAUUGGAGUGAUGGAGCCUUAGAGGCUGACUUGCGCCGUGCUGACUUCCGUGCCAAGCAACGAGCAAUGGAAGAUGCACUGAUGGCUUUGGAGUUUGUUAAGAAUAUUCAUGAUUUGAUGGUGAGCAAGAUGUACAAAUUCCCUCUACUUGGGGAAAAGGGUUCACCUUCAGCUAAUGACAUUCUUGGAUCUAUAAUGCUUGAGAAAAAUGGAAGGACUUUGGAUUUUUUCCCUGGAGAAGUUUCUACCAAUCGUAUUACUGCUAUUCAGGGAGCUUACUGGAGUAUGGCAUCUGCACUCUCUGAAGCUGAUGGCAUUGACUACACUGAUCCAGAAGAGCUAGAGUUGUUGAUUACAACUCUUAUAGAUCUUGAUGCAAUGGAUGGUAAAAGUAGUGUCUCAUUAUUGGCAGAGUGUUCUAGUUCUCCAGAUGUUAAUACAAGAAAAGCAUUGGCAAAUGCAUUAGCAGCAGCCCCAUCAAUGUGGACGCUUGGAAAUGCAGGCAUGGGAGCACUGCAGAGACUGGCAGAAGAUAGAAACCCAGCAAUUGCUGCUGCAGCAUCCAAAGCAAUCUAUGAACUGAAGAAACAGUGGGAAAUAGAGGAAGGAGAUAGUUGGAGGUUUAUGAUGAAUCAGAAAUUUGAGGAAAUAGAUCAUGAAGAAGAAGACAACAAUGAUACAGAUAGAGAUACAGAAUGAGAAGCAUUCACAGUUUCACACACUUACAAUGUAGAUUUCUAUAUGUAGGUCUAUAAGUUGCAGGUUAACCCAGUGACUAUCAUUCACCAGAGGUAAUGAGUGAAUGAUGUAAUGAAAGGGCUCAUAUUUUUAUGGUCCUUUAAUCUAUAUCCAAGUAAUGCCCAAGGAUUCAUAUCUGCUUGCCUAUUCCGCUGUUCAUCUGCUGAAGUUAAUGUGUUUGUGUGGGCAUCAAAGAAGUGUCAUAUUUGGGCCCAAUCCUAUGUGGAUUCUGUCACCUUGGUGCUAGAAUACAUCUCAAUUAUGUGUAUAAUAAGCUACAUCUCUUCCAAA